Molecule: messenger RNA, 4145 nt
Organism: Lates calcarifer (barramundi perch)
Lineage: Eukaryota; Metazoa; Chordata; Actinopteri; Centropomidae
Product: integrin alpha-M-like
Biological process (GO): cell-matrix adhesion; cell-cell adhesion; cell adhesion mediated by integrin
Cellular component (GO): integrin complex; external side of plasma membrane
Molecular function (GO): integrin binding
Source: RefSeq, a predicted model, not a curated record
UUUUGAUUUCUGCAUUUUGCUUUCGACAUCUCCCUCUUUGAAGUAGUAGAGUUACCUCUCAUAGUUUUCACAUACAUUCAUAUGAGUUCAGAGCAUACAUCACAGCAUUAGCAUUUCCAAUGGGAAUAACACAAUGGACUGGAUAAUUAUUACUACACUAUUCUUGUCAGUGCUAAAUAUUGCACUUUGUUUCAAUGUCGAUCCUGUGGCUUGGAAGUCCUGGAGUACCACAGCUGCAGGUUUUGGCUACCAGGUGGUGCAAAGACAGUCAGAUUUGCUUGUCAGUGCUCCCCUGGAACAGUAUUCACAGGAUGGAAGGGGGCAAAUAUAUAAGUGUUCCCUUGGAACCUGCCAAAAUCUACAAGUUCAAGUGCCAAAUUUUGCAGUCAAUAUGUCCCUUGGUUUGACAAUGAUAGCUGACCCCACCACACAAAACACUAUGGUCUGUGGCCCAACCAUCCCUAAGGAUUGCAGAAGUAUCACCAUGUACAACGGUGUGUGCUUUCAGAUAGACCGGUCUAAUCGUCUUGGACCUCCAGUGCCUUCUUCACUUCAAGAGUGUCGAACUGAAGCAGACAUUGCAUUUCUGUUGGACGGUUCAGGCAGCGUAUCCAGUCAAGACUUUCAAACAAUGAAGACUUUUGUGAAAAAUCUGGUCCGCUCGUUCGUGGGAAAAGGCACACAGUUUGCUGUCGCUCAGUAUUCUAGUUCACCUCAUAUCCACUAUUACUUUGAUGACUUUUUCAAAUCUGGAAACUGGAAGUCUAACAUUGAUUACAUAAAUCAAAUGAGGGAGGGAACUUACACAGCUAAGGCCAUCAAAUCCGUGGUCAACAAUGUUUUCACACCACUAAGAGGUUCCAGAUCAAAUGUGAAGAGGAUCCUGAUAGUCAUUACUGAUGGAGCGUCUCAUGACCGAGCUGAAUUGCCACAUGUAGCAAGAUUAGCUGAGCGUGAAAACAUUGUGCGUUUUGCGAUCGGGGUGGGGGCUGCAUUUAAUGAUGUUGGAGCAAGAGGGGAACUGGCUACCAUUGCAUCUUAUCCCUCAAAAAAUCAUGUGUUUCAAGUACAGAGCUUUGAUGCACUUGACGCAAUAAGACAGAAUCUGCAGGACAAAAUAUUUUCUAUUGAAGGGUCUCAGUCCAGUGGAGAGUCACUGAAAAUGGAAAUGGCUCAGGAAGGAUUCAGUGCUGCUUAUAUACCAGGGGGAGUUCAGACGGCUAUUGUUGGUGCCAACCAGUGGAAAGGAGGAUACCUGAAAUACACAAGUCGAGGCCAGAAGCAGAGCUCAUAUGAGCCUACGUCUAUGGAGCCUGACAGUUAUCUGGGUUACUCCAUGGCAGUGGGUAAAACCAAAGAAGGCACAUUGACAAUUGUUGGUGCUCCAAGAUAUCAACACAGAGGAAUUGUGAUGGGAGUUCAAGAAAACGAGAGAAGCCAGACAAUUGAUCCACAUCCAUGGCAGUCUCAGACUGGUGAAUAUUUUGGGGCAGAGGUUUGUGCCAUGGAUGUGGAUCGUGACAGCUACACUGACCUAAUCCUCAUAUCUGCCCCCAUGUACACAGACACUGACAGAGAGGGAAGAGUUUACGUUUGCAGUUUAGUUCGUUUGAAUGUCGAGUGUCACUUUGAGUCUCCGGUAGUUCUGAGAGGGGAUGUAUCUGACAGAGGAAGGUUUGGCUCUUCUCUUGCUGUGCUGCCUGAUCUUAAUGCAGAUGGACUCAGUGAUUUGGCAGUUGGAGCACCUUUGGAGAAUGACGGUCAGGGCAGCAUCUACAUAUUCCUCGGUGAAGGAGGAAGAACAGUCCGUUCUACGUACUCACAGAGGAUUCCUGCAUCUGAAGUAAAGUCAGGACUGAAGUUUUUUGGUAUAUCGAUCAGUCAGUCAUCUUUUGACCAGAGUGUGGACAGCCUGCCUGAUCUGGUGGUGGGUUCAAAGGGCACAGUUGUCUUACUGAGAUCAAAGCCUAUAGUAAUGGUAGAAGUAACAGUGUCAUACAGCCCGAAACAAAUCCCUUCUCAAAACGAUGACUGCACAAAACCACUGGAGAACACAGCUGAAAUCUGCUUUACCAUGUCCAGAGUCUCCACAGUAAACACAGCUCGAGCAACGAUUCGUUAUAAUUUCACACUGGAUGCCACUCGUAAGGUCCCAAACAACAGAGCUUACAUCACUGACAAACAACGUGAGAAGACAGAAUCAUUGGCUAUUAACUUAGGACAGCGACAAUGUUCCAGGGUGAAAUUCUUUAUUGAUGCUUGUCCAGAAGAUGCUCUCAAUUCACUCAGCAAUGAGCUCAGAUUCACCUUUGAUGGUGUGCUCUCUGAUACAAAUCUCAAACCAAGUCUCGCUCAGGACGCUAAAACAACAGCCAUUUACCCUAUAGGGUUUGAGAUCAACUGCGGCACUGACAACAAAUGUGUAGAUAACCUGAAAGUAGAUUUCAACUUCACCAGUUCCUCAGUGGUUAAAGUGGGCAUUGAUGAACUGUUGGAUGUCACCGUAUCAGUGGAGAACAGAGAGGAAAACUCCUACAACAGCCGUGUUAUUCUCACAUACCCAGCUGAGCUGUCCUACAGGAAGUUCACAAGUCUGCAGGGAAGAAUUGAAUGCAACUCUGUGGACAGUGAAGACGGCUUAUCACGAGGAAAGACAGAGUGCACAAUUGACAAGCCUAUUUUCAAGAACAGAGCUAAGGCUUUCUUCACUGUCUCCUAUGGGAUUGAAACCAACAGUCAACUUGAGAGGAGGAUUUUUGUCACGGCUAACGCUACCAGUGGGAAUCAGUAUCAAUCCCCUUCAAGUGAACUUUACAAAAAGGAAUGGAUUGAUGUGAAGUACAGCAUAUUUGUUACAUUUGAAAGUACCCUCAGCUACACCAAUUUCACUUUUGGAAAGAAUAAUUUGCAGAAACCAAUCCAACAAACAAUUGUGGUUACAAAUGACAUCAGAGCGUUGAAUUUCACUGUAGUGAUCAAGGUGCCAGUAAAGCUUGGUGAUAAAGACAUCUGGGUGGAUUCGAACAGUUUGCAGAUUCCAGACUGCCAAAGAGACAGAGAUGAAGAACCUAAUGUCACAGAUUUUGUUGCUCAGAUACAGAAAAAUACAGUAGUGGACUGCUCUGUAGCCAAGUGCAGAGUGUUCAAGUGCACAAGGUUCAUGGGAAGAUCCGAAAGAAAGAACUACAUAAUCUCUGCCAACCUUAGCUCAGGAUGGAUAGAGCAGAUUGGACUUAAGUCUGCCAAGUUCCUUUUGACCAGCACAGCCAGUCUGGAGUACGACAGUAACCAGUUCAUCUUCUUUUCAACAGGGUCUAAUAACAACCCUCCCAUUCGCAAGAUUGAGGCAGAGAUAGAGGUGUAUUCAGAACCAGACUUCACCAAAGAGAUUGUUGGAGGAACGCUAGGAGGGUUGGUUUUACUGGCUGCACUCACUGCUGGCCUGUAUAAGGCUGGAUUUUUCAAGAGUAAAUACAAGGAGAUGAUUAAUGAAGGAGCAGAAGGAGCAGAUCCACAGGCCGAUGGAGCUGCGACCUCACCAGAAGCAUAAAAUCAGUUUAUAUCCCACUGAAACAGACUAUUUCCAAAUCCAGUACAUUCAUAAUAUUUGACUGCUGAUUGCAAAUGACCACAAAACACAAAACUGUACCAACAGAUACAGUGGCUCUGUGAUCACUGGUUGGUGCAUCUGCACCAUUACCACAACUUUUAAUUCACUGAACUGAAAUCACUCACUCAGUAUUUUCUUUAAUGGAGGUUCCAAACCUGGGGGUCAGGACUAAAACAAGGUGUCACUGUAGUGUCUGAUGUUCCAUAUAUGGUUUUUACUCUCUUGGAAUGCCUGAAGCUCCAUGUAUGUCUUUCUAUUCUUUGGGUUCAUGUUUAGGUUAGUAGCCAUGAACAUAUACACAUAAGGAACAGGGAGAGGGCCUUUCCUCUCUUCUCUCUGUUUCUUGGAAAAAGUGAGGUCAUUGAGUGAGAGCCCGAUGUCUCGCUAUAAAUCGUAAAGACGAUUAACAUAUAUAUAUACUGAUGCUGAGAGCUGUUAGGAGAGAGAUCCAUAUUGGCUCGGAUCCUCUCACAAGCUCUCACAGUGCUUGAUUUGAUGCUGGACUCCUUUGCAAUAAACUUCUAUAUGCAAGUAA